AUGGAGAAACAACCCUCUCAAACCCAUGCUCAGCAGAACCAAGAUGUCGAAGCAAGCACACAUGUCGCCGACUUUCAGAUAAUCGAACCGACAGCGUCACUCGGAGCGUCGCUGGCCCCAGCAGAGUCCGACCCCUAUGGCAGUCGUCCAGCAUGUUUCAACAGUCUCUUCCAGGAAUGUCUCUUUGUUCUCACCACAACCAUCGCCGUGGGUCAGAGCUCCAUCUUCACCGGGGCCAUCCUCUGCAUGACAAACUAUAUCGGCAAGGAUCUGAAUAUGACGGCCGCCGAGGUGACCUGGAUCAGCGCGGCCCAGACCCUCGCGGCGGGGACAUUCUUGCUCUUCUUUGGCCGCGUCGCCGAUUUGUUUGGGAGGAGACUGCUCUUCCUGUGCAGCCUGGCCUUUUUCAGUAUCUGUCUGCUCAUCACGGGGUUUGCCACCAAUGCCUACUUUCUGGAUGUCUUCUGUGGUCUCCUCGGUCUCAGUUCGGCGGCGUCCGUCCCGCCGGCCAUUGGCAAGCUAGGCGCGGUUUACGACAGACCAAGCCGACGAAAGAAUAGAGCCUUUGCCUGCUUCUCUGGUGGCAAUCCGGUUGGUUUCGUGCUCGGGGCGUUCAUCAGUGGCGUGACGAUGCAAAUUGCCAAUUGGAGAGCGGCGUUCUGGGUCAUGUCGGUCAUCUUCGCCUUCUUCUUCUUUGCAGCCCUGUGGACCACCCCGCCCGACACCGAACAAUCACUCGGAGGACUUAAUAUGAGCACCUUUGUGAAAUUCGACCUUCUUGGAGCCUUUCUGGCCGUGGGUGGGAUUGCCAUGUUCACUGCUUCCCUGACUCUGGCGGGCGACGCGCCACGUGGAUGGGGAACGCCCUAUGUGAUUGCCCUGCUGGUGGUUGGGGUUGUCCUGAUCCUUGGGUUCAUCUAUUGGCAAAGUGUCUUCCGAUACCCCCUCAUGCCAUUGAGGGUCUGGAAAGACCGAAACUUCACCGUGGUGGUGGCGGUGCUCUGCCUUGGAUUCUAUGGCUUUGCGGGGAAUCUAUUUUGGUUAACUCUACUCUGGCAAAGGAUUGACGAGCUGUCGCCGUUGAUGGUCGCCGUUCAUCUCCUCCCGGCAGGUAUUGGCGGAAUCCUUGUCAACGUGCUGGCAGCGAUGAUUAUGCAUCGAGUCUCCAACAGACUGAUCAUGAUCAUUGGGGCCGUGAGUGCCGUCAUCGCUUCUGCACUCUUCAGUGCCAUAUAUACCUCGAUCUCCUUCUGGGCUCUUGCAUUUCCCGGACUUUUGUUCAGCGUACUGUCCCAGGAUUUGGAGUUUACCGUUACCAACAUGUACGUCAUGUCGUCUCUUCCCAGUGAACAGCAGUCAGUGGCUGGAGGCCUGUUCAACACGGUGACCCGGCUUGUUGCGACGGUCGGGCUGGGCAUCCAAACAAGCAUUUACAAUACCGCUGGAGGGGCGGCACAAGGAGUCGGAGCCCUGAGAUAUCGGCCGUAUCAGGCGACAUUUUGGGUAUCCCUGGCGGGUUCGGUGUUGGCUGUAUUUCUAGUCCCCUUCUUAACCAUUGGGCGCCAAGGAGGGCGAAAAAGACAUGGCAAUCGUGGACAUCAGGAUUAA
Fonsecaea nubica is the source of this 1608-nucleotide messenger RNA. RefSeq lists its product as hypothetical. The transcript has a single exon. Lineage: Eukaryota; Fungi; Ascomycota; Eurotiomycetes; Chaetothyriales; Herpotrichiellaceae. The coding region runs from base 1 to 1608 and encodes 535 amino acids. Gene Ontology annotation, biological process: transmembrane transport. Gene Ontology annotation, cellular component: membrane. The record is from RefSeq and is a predicted model, not a curated record. Gene Ontology annotation, molecular function: transmembrane transporter activity.